AGCAGCUGAUUGCAUGUCAGGAAGAGAAUCAAAACAAAUAACAUUUUACAUUAUCAGAAAAUUUUCCUAAUUGAGCAGGAUGAUUCAUAAACAUUUUGUAUGAAAGGGUAAUAAAGCUAUAAAAUACAUGAAAUGCAAGGCGGGAUAAUAGAUCUGUAACACUCCCAAAAAAAAACAAAAAAAAUGGCUAAAAACAAGAUAGCAGCCUUUUUAGAAAGUAUUGAACCUCAAGAAAGAUUGAAGCAAUUAAUUGAUUUUAGCAAUUUGAUUGAAGUAGAUCCUCAUGUACCCCCAACAAGGUAUUACCGUUCUGGAUUGGAAAUGGUUCGGAUGGCUAAUGUGUAUUAUGAUGAGGGAAAUCUAGAGAAAGCUUAUUGUUUAUAUCUGAAAUUUAUGACACUUUUCUUAGAAAAAAUUAGGAAACAUCCAGAUUUUAGCACUGUUCCAUCUACUAUGAAAGCAGCUAACCAGGCCAAGCUGCGAGAAAUCUUACCAAAGGCUGAAAAAUUAAAACAAAGGCUGCUGGACAUCUACAAGCAAGACUAUGAUAAUUAUGUAAAGAAAUUAACACAACUAGCCAAAGAAGCAGAACAGAGGAAAAGAAAAUCAGACGAAGAGAAAAAAGAGGCGCAAAAACCCGUACCUCCAAAACCAGAAUUUGUGACAGCACAAAUUCCUGGUUCAAUUGAUGGUAUUAGCUAUCCAGAUCCUAAUUUAACUGGAUCAUCAGUUACACUAACACCAUCUGCGCCAGAAUUUCCACCAUCAUAUGAUGAUGAAAAUUUCUUACCAUCUUUACCAGCAUUUGAUAGAAGCAAGAAACCAUCAGGAUCAGGAUUUGAUGAAAAGUAUGAUGCGGAUACUUUAAGGAACGUUUUGGUGCCAUCCAAAGUGAUGACGAUGUUUGAAACUUUGGCCCAGAAAAACACAAAUCAGAAUAUUGAGACUUGUGGGAUACUAGCUGGAAAAUUAGAAAAGAACCAGCUAAUAAUCACUCAUAUGAUAUUGCCAAAGCAAAAUGGUACUCCAGAUUCGUGUACCACUACAAAUGAGGAGGAAAUCUUUGAUUAUCAAGAUCAGCAUAAUUUAAUUACUAUUGGAUGGAUUCACACUCAUCCUACACAAACAGCAUUUUUGUCCAGUGUGGAUUUGCAUACUCAAUGUCCGUACCAAUUACUUAUGCCUGAAGCCAUUGCAAUUGUAUGUUGUCCAAAAUAUAAGAGCAUUGGAUUCUUUACACUUACCCCAAACUAUGGAUUGCAGUAUAUAGCCAAUUGUAGAAAGAGUGGAUUCCACCCUCAUCCUUCAGAACCAGCUUUGUUUAAGAAUGCUGAUCAUAUAAAAAUAGAAAAUACACCUUUGGAGGUCCUAGAUUUACGUAAAUAGUUAUGUCAGAAAAUGAAAUAUUUUAAGCAGGGUGUUUCGAAGAAUUUUAAAAUUAUUAUAGGUAUAUUGGAAUAUAAAAGAUAUUUUCAAUGUUCUUACAUUAGGUUCGAGUGACUUACUGAACGUUGCCUAAUCUGCCUUUUUAUGAUGCAGAGAUAUCUCUGCGAUAUUGUCUAAGCCAAAGUAUUUAUGAAUUUACAAGUUAUUUUUUUAAUUUUUACUACGCCUAUGUUAUGAUUGCAUUUAGAAAUUGAAAGCUUUUUUUAUUUUUGUUUGCACGCUCGAAUAAUAUAUGUAUAACUUGUACGUGCCUGUUACAUUUAAUUGAAAGUACUGAUAUUUUAUAAUGUAAUUUUGAUCAAAGAAUUUUGUUAUUAUUAAGGAAUCUUAUGUUAAAAAAUAUAUUUUCCUUAUGUUCUUUUGAACCUAAUAGUGCACAUGUCCGACCUUAAGUUGUUUCUCUAGGAUCUGUAACGUUUUUUAUAACUAGGUGCGAAACUUCGACUAACCUUAGAAUUGGUUCUUGAGACCAAUAUAUUUGGGUAGGGGAUGAUACCAAAUUCUUUUAGGGCGGCUGAUAUUUGGAAAUCCCACUAACCAUUACAAUAAAUUAGUAUAUAGCACAAGCAUAAAAAUCAUCUGCUAAAAUUCUAAUGAGCAUUCAUAAAAAGAGUUUUUCCGGCGCCUGCGUGGCAGAAUGCAAAUUCGGGUAAUACGAAAUGAAUCAAAGGAGAACAGCCCCAAGUAUCAGUCUCAAAAAAUUCUUUAAUUUGUUAGAGUGGUGACACGUGUUUCGCUUCUAAGAGCAUCAUCAGACCUAAAAAAUAAUAUAAACAAAACCAAAUAAAAUUACAAAAAGACCUUAAAGUAAAACAAAAAAGUAUACCUCUUACUACAAUAAUCCAGGUAUUUUUCAGAGAACUUGUUAAAAUACAAUCAAAACAGCAAGAUAAAAUAAAGUGAUACGUUUGUAUGCAUUAACGUUAUUCUUAGUAUGUUCUGAUAUUCUCCAAAUACCUUCCCAUGACCCGACCGACACCUAAUAUAAACAUUAGAUCUUUGUCAAUAAUUGACACUGAUAAUUAUUGUUAGUGUUGAUAACAGAGUUAUACAGCUUAUUACAAAUAAUAGUCGUGUUUUUGGGUUACUAAAAAAUGUUAAUAUAUUAUGAACACAAUUUAAUAGGAACGAACGAAACGUAUAAUAAUACCAUACAAGGUAAACGGACUACCAAUGAAUCGUUUGUUAUUUCCGAAACAUUCCAUACGAUAUUUUUAGAAGUUUUGUUUUCAGGAGGUAAAAAAAUAACCUCAUUUUGCUGUGAUGCUGUGUUUGUUAAAAGCUGAUCUUAAUAUGUAGUUUCGAUGGAUUUAUUUAGUAUUAUAGAGAAAGAAAUGAAAAAAAACGUCUGCCUUUCAUUUAAGUUAAAUUUGUUUUGGAAAACGUCACAUGGGUUGUUUCUACAAUAAAGACAAGUUAACUUUAUUAAUAGAAAAGUACAAAAUUGAGUGUUUCAUUUAAUUAGGUAUUUCGUGCUAUUUUCUUACUUUUAAGAUGUAAUGUUAGUUGGAUUAUUCCUACUUUAAAUGAAACAUAACAAGAAUAAAAGCCAGGCGUACCCGCACUUGUGUUCUUUCUGUACCAAAUCACGUACGUUUAUAUAUUAUUAUUUCGUAAUAGACAAAAAACAUCAACUAUGUUCUUUGGAAUGCUUUAUAAAUAAAUUAUUCAAAUAGUUUUCAUAAAAAACACAGGCACCUGAAUUUGUUGAUGAUAUAUUCAUGCCUCGCUAAUCGUCAGCACCGCUCAUAUUCAGUCCUCAUAUUCCGUUGCAAACCGAUAGUUUUGAUCUUAAUUCAUCUCAUUUGGUCCAACAACUGAAAACCAUAAAAUUAUCAUAUUACGUUUGACGUGGAGUCACUACAAACUUCUAAUUCCUGAUAUUGAUAUAGGUUCUUCUGUUAGAACGCAUAAUCUUUUUGGAAUGCUUUAAACGACAUCCAUCGUUAAAUUUCAAUUUAUUAACUUCAUGCCAAAAAUCUAGCAACAGUAGGUUGAAGAUAUUUUUGUCAUUUUAUUACAUGGACGGAAUUAUCUUCAGGAUUAUAUUUGAAUUCUAUUUACUCCAAGAUCCGGUUUAAUAAUAAAUUAGUUGAAUCAAUAACAAUUGAAGUAGAGCAAAACAGUAUUUUUUUCUUGGAUAUCCUGAUAGAAAACCGGAGCUAAUGUUGGGCCACUUAGUGUACGGGAAAUCUACGCAUAGAGCCCUAUAUUUUCACACACUUUGGCAUUUAUUCUAAAAAAUGUCAAGAUCACACUAGUCUACAGAGUGCUUUCGUUGAAUUCAUGAAGAAUUAAGGUGUUUGAAAAAAUUAAUGAAAAAUGUUAUUCUUAUCGAGAUCUAUAUUUUUGUUUCUCAAUUUAUUAUUUCAAAUUGUUUAAUUUAAAUAUUUUCUUGCUUAUACUGUUUAGGGUUUCUUCGAAUUAUCAAAUGGAAAAGCCAUAAGAGUUGAGCUACUAUUUAUGUCUUUUAAAGUCUGAUUAUUAUAUCAAUACCUGGUUAAAAUCAUCCCAGAUCAUUUUCGAAAUGUCUUAAUGAAAUUUUAAAAUAAAUUGGUACCAAUACUAUUUAAUAUCAUGGUACUUAAAACUAUCGAUAUAAAGGGUGAAAUUAGAACUUUUUGAACAUAAGACUAGAGGUUACAUAUUAUAUACAACCACUGACUGGCUUAUGUUUUAGAUUGUAGAUCGGACGAUUUCGCAUCUAGUCUAAGAUAACUUGUUAUUUUACCAAAAAAUAUUCUCUUUGUUCUGUUUCCGAAGUUAAUACUUAAAUUAAAAGUAAAAUAAUCCGAGUUUAAUUCUUUAAAGAUAAUUUUUGCAAACUUGAUUUAGCUUAAAUAGUCUCUUAUCCAUAAGAUGUUUUAAAUGAUUUCGUAUUUUUAAACGAAAUCAUUUAAAACGAGUAGAAGUAGGAGAAGUAAAAAUUUUCUUGGUAAUAUGAAAUUAUCCCAAUUAUGUAAACAGUAAUUUAGAAAAUGUUCCUCUUAAUAAUGACAAAAUUGUUUUAUUACAGGCUAUUUUGACUUGUACCAUUGGGAUCUUGGAAAUAGAUAAAGAGGGUUAAUUUAAAAAUAUAUAAAUAAUAAUAUAUAAUAUAUAUAUUGAAUAAUAAAUUUUUAAUCUACCUCUUCUAAAUCUUCGCUUUCAUUUGGGUUUUGCAAGUUCUCUCUAAUAUUUUUAUCUACUCGUAGUUAGGAUAGAUCUUAAAAAUUGUUAAAUCGUCAAAAAUUGUUGAAUUUCAGCUUUAAUCUCUUUAUUAAUGACAGAAUUAAACAGAUUAUUAAUAAGCUUUUUAUAUUCGCAAAUCAAUUUUUUUUGAAUUUUUGUACUCUAUAACUACUGGCGUCAUGAAACCGACACCUUUUUAAUAACUAAUAUAGGAAUUUCAAAGUGAAUUCAGUGUAAGUCUAAUAAUCUUCAUUCUAUAGAUGUUAAAAAUAUUCAAAACGUCACUUUUCCUAAAUAAACUGGAAAGCUUGAUAUUAUACUUACACCCAUAAUACUUUUAUCAAAAUAGGUCAACAAUUAAAUUUAAUUUAAACGACAGAUGUAAAAAAUACAAAAAAAAUAUGGCGUUAAUUUUAAAAUAAGCGACCAUAGAAGUUUUUCAUUUUUUUAUAAUGGAUUUAGGUAGCUCCCAGAGAACCUGUAUUUGUAAGGUUACUACACAAGAUUUUAAGCCAUUUUUUUAAAAUUUUGUUUAGUAGAUAUCUAGAUGAUUUAAUCAUCCAGAUCCCACUGGUCUGUGUAUCAUCCUGUCUAUUGGUUUUAUUUGCUUUAAUAAAUCUGUGAUUUCUAGCUUAAUUUUUUGAUAAAUAAAACCACUGGGAUAUUUAUUAA
Molecule: messenger RNA, 5289 nt
Organism: Anthonomus grandis grandis
Lineage: Eukaryota; Metazoa; Arthropoda; Insecta; Coleoptera; Curculionidae
Product: STAM-binding protein-like
Exons: 8
Coding region: 184-1386 (400 amino acids)
Biological process (GO): protein K63-linked deubiquitination
Cellular component (GO): endosome; membrane
Molecular function (GO): protein binding; K63-linked deubiquitinase activity; metal-dependent deubiquitinase activity
Source: RefSeq, a predicted model, not a curated record